This is a messenger RNA of Trichomycterus rosablanca, 2238 nucleotides long. It is a transcript of the gene hacd2, whose product is annotated as 3-hydroxyacyl-CoA dehydratase 2. Gene Ontology annotation, molecular function: 3-hydroxyacyl-CoA dehydratase activity. The transcript is spliced from 7 exons. Gene Ontology annotation, biological process: fatty acid elongation; very long-chain fatty acid biosynthetic process; sphingolipid biosynthetic process. Gene Ontology annotation, cellular component: endoplasmic reticulum membrane. The record is from RefSeq and is a predicted model, not a curated record. Bases 31 to 762 code for a protein of 243 amino acids. NCBI's taxonomy places the organism in Eukaryota, Metazoa, Chordata, Actinopteri, Siluriformes, Trichomycteridae.
GACAAGCAGCAGCUCUUUGACAGUUCAGCCAUGUCUGCACCUGCUAUGGGGAGCAGCAAAACAACGUUUAUUGAUGGAAGCCAGAAGAAGAAGAAGGGAGCAGGUGCACUGGCCACCGCCUAUCUGGUGAUCUACAACGUGGUUAUGACUGCUGGGUGGCUGGUCAUUGCUGUUGGGCUUGUCCGGGCAUAUCUUACCAGAGGCAGCUACCAUGGACUUUAUUACUCUAUAGAGAAGCCACUGAAGUUUUUUCAGACUGGAGCGCUCCUGGAGAUACUGCAUUGUGCUUUAGGCAUUGUGCCUUCUUCUGUGGUCCUGACUGGAUUUCAGGUGAUGUCACGGGUGUUCCUUACAUGGGCCGUUACACACAGUGUUAGAGAAGUCCAGAGUGAAGACAGUGUGCUUCUCUUUGUGGUGGCUUGGACCAUCACAGAGAUCAUACGCUACUCAUUCUACACCUUCAGCUUGCUUAACCACCUUCCCUAUCUCAUUAAAUGGGCAAGAUACACAUUUUUCAUUGUUCUUUACCCCAUGGGAGUUUCUGGAGAACUUCUGACCAUCUAUGCUGCAUUGCCUUAUGUUCAGAAGACAGGCCUCUAUUCAAUCACUCUGCCCAACAAGUAUAACUUCUCCUUCGACUACUAUACCUUCCUUAUCCUCACUAUGAUCUCAUACAUACCAUUGUUCCCUCAGCUCUACUUCCACAUGUUGCGUCAGAGAAAGAAGGUCCUCAGUCACAUGGGCGAGUACAAAGUGGAAUAAAAAAAGAGCAUCCGCUCAACCCAAAUCAACCACAUAAAGGAAUGGAACAAAAAAAGACAUCCUUCCCAGGGGGUACCAGGAUGAUAUUAUAUGAGAAAAAAGUUGCUUGUCAAUUCAUGGAGCUUUUUUUUUAAGACAAGGAAAUUGCAGAUGAUAUCUAACAAAGCUAGUUUGGGAAUGAGCUCUUGAAGUUUGGAAUUUUAAUAAUUAUGAAUAAUAUGAUAAGGAUGGUUCGAGCAAAUGCUGCCAUAUAUGAUAAUAGAAUGCUUUGUGCAUAUUAAUAGUUUUAAUGAGGUCUAAUUGAGUUAUGUUAAACUUGGUGAGGUUAUAAUAGGUUGUUUUUAACUUGUGUUUCCGUCAACUAAAACAAAUCCCUAAAAUUAAUAAUAUUAACCAAUAAGAGUGUUUCAUUCACUUGGAAGUAUUAGUAGCAACUUUGGUUAUGCACAGUCAUGGGCACGUUUAUUAAGUUGUAGAUUAUUUAGGGGUUUUUUUGUGUUGUCUUUAUGUUUAUCGUUCGUACACUUGCAUUCCAUUGCGUAAUGUUAAACAAAUGUAAAACUAAUUCGUGCUCAGGAGUUCCUAUUUCUAAUUAAUCUGCUGUUUUAUGAAAGGCAUGUUAAUGACUAACCUACACUGUGUUGUUUUGCUUGGUAUUGGAUGUGAUGUGAUUUUUUAAAUGUGACCUCAAGAAGCGUAAGAUUAAGAGCUUAAUCUCUGAACCAUUUAAAAACAAGCCUGAAGUCCUGUCUGUAUGGACUUUCUAAAGUGUCUGAUUAAAAGAUAGUGACAUUAAAGCUGACCGAGCACGUGCCAGCAGGUAACUGGUGCAAUUGGAUAAGCCUGCGUCCAGUCAUGCAUUUCUAACGAGUAAAAUCUAAUAAUGCGCCGAGCGAGCCAGGAAUCGGUAGUUGCUAAGCGCUUUGUUGUGUGUCUGCUCUCAUUAUCAGUAGCAAAGGACUAAGCAAGAUCAAGCCUUAAAGAAGGGCUGGCUCAUUAGUCCUAAUGAACAUCCUGCAGACUGGCUUUUCUCUACAAUUUAGGUCUGAGCUUUACUUUCAAAGGUUAUAGCAGAGAAACAUCGUAAGCGGUGGUCAUUGGCACUCGUAGAAGGAAAGAUUUUGAUAGAUGACUGUUGCCCAACAUAAAUAUCACCAUUGUUUAAUUUAAUCCCCUCUGACCAAGUUCUGACCUCACAACCUUAGCACUGUCGCUGUCUAAAGUCAAAGGAAUGGUUGAUGGGACAAAAAUGAUGGAAUUAGCAUCUCUAGUGCAAUUUUAUUUAGACAUGCAUGAAAGGUGAACCUGCCUUAUUACUUGAAUGGUGUAGUGUGGUAAUACACCAGUUAACCCACAAGCAUGAGACGGUAUUGGGCUUUUGAUACAGGAUUGAUAAGGAUUUGCAUGGGACCAGCGGACUUUGUAUGAUCAGUAAAACAAUUUUAUAUUUACAAUAAACUAAUAAUCUGGAGAAAA